Molecule: messenger RNA, 861 nt
Organism: Nicrophorus vespilloides
Lineage: Eukaryota; Metazoa; Arthropoda; Insecta; Coleoptera; Silphidae
Product: protein FAM89B-like
Exons: 2
Coding region: 1-330 (109 amino acids)
Source: RefSeq, a predicted model, not a curated record
AUGACAUUUCAACCUGUUAAUCUUAAACUUAUUUUCGUUUUUUUUUGUUUCUCUCGUUUACAGUACAGCCUCAGGCAGCUGGACCUAUCGCUGCUAUCCCAACUGUGGUCUCUGAACGAGUCCAUCCAGGAUUUCAGGGUGAUUCUGCAGGAGCAGGACGAGAGGAGCAUCCUUUCACCGCCGUCGCCCUCGCCCACGCCUUCCUCCGACGAAGGCGAAGCGGAUGAGUUCUACGCUCCUUCGCCGAUGCUCUUCAGGCCAGCGCCUCCUCCACCUCCAGAUCGUAGAAGACCGAGCAACAGCUCUUCGGGCACCGGCUCUAGCGUCUAGAGUUAUACAGUUCCCAUUUACCUAUUCCAAAAUCUUUCUUUGUAGGUGACCUGGAUGGCGAUUAGUAGGCAAACCAUCAUUCCAAUGUUAUAAAGUAAAACGGACGAUGUCGCGUUGUUUAGUGUGUGUGUGUUUGUGCGUGGGAGGAAGGAUGUGUGAUGUGAAUUUUAAAUUUAGAUUAAUAUUAUUAAUGUCUCAUAAAAAAAAGUGAGUGAAUCUAUUUUCAAUCCUUUUCCUUUAGCAGAAAGUUCUCUUUAUUUCUCUCGUUUUUUUAUUGUUUUUUUUUUGUGAUAUAUUUAAAUAUUAUCUACGUUUAUAACUACUGUUAAUAGGGUACAAAAUAGUAUUUACUCGAUCUUCUGUCUCUAAUCACGCUAUAAUAAUUUGUACUAUAUUAAUGAACAUAUUACUUACCUGUGUCUGUUUUAGGAGGAAAUUUAGUCAAAUAACUUUCAACGUGAAAGUGAUUAUUGUCGACUGAUUGAUUAAUGAAAUAUCUUAUAUGAAAUGAAAAAAAAAAGAAAUGCAACA